AUGGCAGCUGCAUUAGAAAAAGCUCUCUCGGAAUCAAUACUAGUUGGACAAAUAAUUAUAACUAUUCUUAUAUAUGAACUUACUCUAUACAAAUUUACAUUAGAAGAAUUAAAAGGUCAGAAAACUUGUGCUCCAAAUGAAUUUCAAUGCAAAUCUUCUAAAGCAUGUGUUCCAAAUGAUUGGGUUUGUGAUGAUCAGGAAGACUGUAAAGAUGGGUCAGAUGAAAAUGCUUGUAAUAAAACAACUUGCAAAGAAAAACAGUUUACCUGCAGUAACGAUAGAUGUAUUUCGGAACAUUGGGUGUGCGACGAAGAAAAUGACUGUGGAGAUAACAGUGAUGAAAUGAAUUGUCCAAAUGUCACCUGUUCAAGUCAACAAUUUAAGUGUGGCAAUGGAAAAUGUAUUCCUGAACGUUGGAGAUGUGAUGGAAGUAUGGACUGUACAGACAGUUCGGAUGAACAAGAUUGUCCCAAUCCCAUCAGUACAAUAACAUGUGGCUAUCAUGAAUUUUUGUGCGCUAAUGGCAAAGAUUGCAUAUCUACUUCUUGGAAAUGUGAUGGAGAUAGUGAUUGUCCAGACAAAUCAGAUGAAUUAAAUUGUAAUAAUACAUGCCGUCCAGAUCAGUUUCAAUGUGACGAUCUGCAUUGUAUUCCUGGACAACUACAAUGCAAUGGGCAAAAGGAAUGUAAAGAUGGAUCUGAUGAAGAACAUUGUGGAGAACCAAAUAGCGACAAUACUUGUGAUGAAAAAACACAGUUCCAUUGUGGUCGUAAUCAUUGCAUUUCAAUAAAUCUCACUUGUGACGGCAAAAAUGAUUGUGGUUCUUGGGAAGAUGAACCUCAAGACAAAUGCAAUGUGACUGAAUGUGAUACUAAUAAUGGCGGAUGCUCUCAAAAGUGUAUCGAUAAACCAAUAGGUUAUUACUGUGAAUGUAAUGAAGGAUAUAAACUUGUUGAUAACAGAUCCUGUGAAGAUGUCAAUGAAUGUAGUGUACCAGGUUUUUGUUCACAAGUUUGUAUUAACACCAAAGGCAGCUUCAAAUGUGAAUGUAUCGAAGGUUACAGUUUAGAACCUAACAAUCAUCAACGCUGUAGAGCUAUGGAAGGUCAUCUGUCUUUAAUUUUUGCAAGCCAUCACGAUAUCAGAAAAUAUGAGUUAGAAACUGAGGAAUACAAAUCUCUGAUUGAAAAUUUAGAAAGCAGAGUUUAUAUUGAUUAUAUAUAUCAAACUGGAAUAUUAGUUUGGUCUGACAGUCUGGAUAAAAGUAUUAAAAGUGCACCAAUUGAUACUGGAAAACCGAUAAUGAAAAUUCUGACUACGGACAUUGGUAUUUCUAAUGAUAUUGCAGUAGAUUGGAUCUAUUUACAUAUUUACUGGACUGAUGCUGAAAAAAAUAACAUUUAUAUUACUGAUAUGAGUGGCAAAAAGAAAACAUUAAUCCACACGGGAAAUGAUAAGCCAAGGGCAAUUGCCGUGAAUCCAGUAGAAGGAUGGAUGUUUUGGACUGAUUACGGUAAUAUUGCUAAGAUUGAACGUGCCGGAAUGGAUGGAAGUCACCGUCAGACUAUUGUUUCAUCCGAUAUUAAAUGGCCCACCGAUUUAACACUUGAUUUAGUUGAUAGAAGAAUAUUUUGGGUGGAUGCAAAAUUACAUAUUUUAUGUAGUGCCGAUUAUAGUGGACGAAAUCGUCAAGUUGUUUUCUCAUCUGAGGCCAUUUUAAAACAUCCAUCUUCAAUGGAUGUGUUUGAAGAUUGGGUAUAUUGGACAGAUGAAGAAACAAAAAAUAUUCACAGAGCAAAUAAAUUUAAUGGAAAAGAAAUUAAAGUUUUCAGUGGGAUAUUUUCUCCUACAGAUGUGCGUGUUUUUCACUCUUAUAAACAGCCAAAAGGUAAGUCAACUACAGUCACUUCUGUUUCAUCUAAACCUGUACCAGAUAUGAGCAAUACUACAACAUCCUCGCCGAUAACCAGCGAACAGGCUUUUCCUCGUCUUGGCAGUAACAUUUCUUUACUAACUAACAGUUCCGAAGCCCCCUUCACUACUUCCACUUCAUUGCUUCCUGCAACCACCAAUAAUGUGGUCACUGAUAAUAAAAAUCUUUCUUCCAUGAGAGAUAGUCCGGCAGUCUCUUCCUUUUCUCCUGUUUUUACAUAUUCAAAUGCUACAGGUGUUUUAGAAGCAAUUCCCACGCUCGUCGAUGUUCUCGAAACAACAUCCGGCCCUGUUGUCAGUGCCCAGAAUGCCUCUCUGAUGCACAAGAAGCAAAAUCUUCCAUUGUCGGAUGCAGACACGGGCAAGGUGGCAGGUAUCAUCAUCGGCAUACUUGCGGGAAUUGCAAUAGUCAUCACUCUGGUUGCAUUUUUUGUCUACAAGCAGUAUUUACGUAGGAAUGUGACCAGCAUGAACUUUGAUAAUCCAGUUUAUCGUAAAACGACGGAAGACCAGUUUAGUCUGGAGAAAAAUCAGUAUCAACCAGCAAGAUCGUAUCCACCAAGUUUGGAACCUCUAACCUCUCCAGGAACUAAUGAAUUUGUAUAAUGUUUAAAGCCAAAUAGGAAGAAAAGAAUAUAUUUGCCCAUAUAUUCUUUUUGCUAUCAUGACUGUUAAUGUGUUCAUGGCAAUGGUGCACGCAAGGAGUACGGUAUGGUCGUGCAUCUUUUUAUAGUCGAUUAUUUGUAUUUUGAACAUCACGUGAAAUUUAUUUAAGGCAACAGAUAACAUACUUAACUUGCCAACUCGAACUUUUUUAUAACUAAUAUUGAAGAGUAACGAUUUUUCAUACCAGUCAGUAAUUUAAGUUGCCACAAAUGCAUGUUUGUGUGUAUUAUUUUUGAUGGUGCUUGUGCAAACUUAAAAGUGGUUGCCGGUGAAGUUCGAGCGGAAUCUCUUCGGAAGAAGACCGAGUCAGCGCAUCUAUUUUUGUUGUUUUUUUUUUUUUAAAGAAGAGGAAUUCAAAAGUGUUGGAGUUCCGAGACGGCAGCACGAAAGUGUACAUAACAUUAAACACGGACAGAAUAUUUUGUUUCAAAUUAAAGUUUCUUAAAAGGUGAGCAGUUUCAUCGAUGACGUCUUACGCCCGCAACUCGUCGCUCGACAAGGUCCAAAUCUUCCAGUCUGUGUCGGGCAAAUCUUCCCAUCAUUUGGCUUUGGGUGGACACUCUUCUUUAAAAUGGUUGGCAAAACUCCAAGCAUUCUUCUUGAAUUCAUUACACAAUUUAAUUAAUAACUUAGCUCCUCAUUUCAUUUACAUCUGCUAAUAUCUGCUACAUUAUCCAUUUUGUAUUUCCUUAGACAUACUCAAAAAGUAAUGUUUUAAUGGAAUACGGACACCUUUCAGUUAUGCAUAGUUAAUUUGAAACAUUGUAUCGUUUCUUCAAAUGCCAAUUGCAACGGCAUCCAAUGUUUUUUUUUAACUACAAAAUAAUUCAAUUUUAGAAAGUUGGAAUAUAGAAAUUACAUUCCAACAUUUUAAAUUUUGCAGCCUUCCUAAUAUAUAAUUUAAAUUACUAAAACUAUAUACAGUAAACAAAACAAUCUCUAUUUUAUAGGGCCCAGUGCAGAGCAUUCACGUCUCGCGGAGGCCCCACAGACCCAGACGGUCCACCCGAGCGUACGUGCCCCGCCAAGCUAAACUCUAGUAGUAAAUUUGUGCGCCGCGGCCAGAACGGUAGUUUCAUUCCCGUAACUAAGCAUUUAAGUUACAAUAAAGAACACCGGAAGACUCUGUAAGAAGCUAGUUUUAAUUCACGAAGACAAAAAUAAGCAGUUUAUGAAACUCCUAUGCAAUCAAAAGAAAGUUUUGCAGAUAUUGCAAAUUUUUCCCCUCUUCCUUCCCUGUGAUGGUGAGUACCAAUCACCAGUAUAUUUAUGUAUAGUAUUUAUAUUGUUAGAUUUUAUUUUUUACAUUUUUUUCAAGAUCGAGGGAUCAAAAUAGUUUAUGUAUACAACUUUGACGUAAAAAUAAACACCACUUCCUUAGUUAUGUUAGAAGAAUUGUUAAAGUAUACACAUACAUACACAAACAAUUCCUUUGGCAUAACCAAUAAAAAGGAAGUGAUGAAAAUUAAUUGUAUUUUUUGCGGUUGGUAAUUUAUUAUUACUAUUGCUUUUUUCCUUUUGUGUAGUAAGAAUUCAUCCCAAAAAAUUGCCAACGCGCGAGUAAAUAAAAACAAAAAUAUGAAAUAAAUUCAUGUUGGAUGUAAAUGUGAUAAAAAUCCUCUUCUAUUCCUAGUCUCGACUCGUGCAGAUUGCUGUGUGACGUUUUUGUACAUUUUAUUUUCAAAAUUCUGUUUUCGUUCGGUGUUAUGUAAUAUAUUAAGUGUAUUGUACGUGAUUAGUAAUUAAAUAUAAAAUGUUGGUAUAAAAAAAAUUUUCGAUUCAAUUUAUUAAUGAAUACGUCAUGAGUGGUACACUACCAUUAUUUAGUACAUUAAAAUAUAUUGCCCCGUGUUCUAACAUAUUUAAAAUUAUUAUUUUUUAUAUCGAUUAAUCUUUUAAUCGAUAGCCCAUUUUUGGGUAAGGGGGUGCUUUAAAAAAAAAAAGAGUUUGCGCUCUCGUCGCUAGAUGGCGGCUGUAUAAAAUCCGGGAUAAUUAGGUUUUCCGGGACAUCUGCCCACACUUAGGUUUAAUACUCAUUCGUUUAGGGUAGCCGCCGAUUAAAAAGUGGUACCCGAUAUUCGGUUUUGUUGUAACUAAUGAAGAUUUCAGAAUAUGGAUCGAUGGGACGGGAUUAAACAGUAUAUUAGAUGAGGGCCACAAAUUAAAGCGAACAAUAAAUCAAUGCCGCCGUCAAAUCGAUUAAUACAGAAACAACACGAUGCCAGUAUAUUUAACACAACGAAGCAGCGGGAGUAGAGUAAUCGGCUAAUCACGGUAGGCGAGUGACC
Centruroides sculpturatus (bark scorpion) is the source of this 4886-nucleotide messenger RNA. RefSeq names its product low-density lipoprotein receptor-like. Gene Ontology annotation, molecular function: protein binding; calcium ion binding. The transcript is spliced from 19 exons. NCBI's taxonomy places the organism in Eukaryota, Metazoa, Arthropoda, Arachnida, Scorpiones, Buthidae. The record is from RefSeq and is a predicted model, not a curated record. Bases 1 to 2538 code for a protein of 845 amino acids.